Messenger RNA from Rotaria sp. Silwood1, 1758 nucleotides. The record is from the annotation of a GenBank genome assembly. NCBI's taxonomy places the organism in Eukaryota, Metazoa, Rotifera, Eurotatoria, Philodinida, Philodinidae.
AUGAAUAGCUAUCGACGACAUUCAGGUACUUCGAACAGUGAUGUAGAAAAUAAUGAUGAAUCAAAUGAAAAUGAAUCUUCAUCACACUUAGGAUAUAAACGUCAAGUAACUUUUCAUUCAACAAAUGAAAUUAAUUUAAAUGAAAAUUCAUCAACACUAUCUCGAUCAAUAUCAUCACCAGCCAAAGUAAAUCGACGACGUUUACGUACAUCAAGUCGUUCAAUUGAUGAACGUGUAAAAGUUCGUGGUCGAAAUACAAUUUAUACAGCAGGUCGUCCAGCAUGGUAUGAUGCAAGUGGUGAAAUAAAAGAAGCAUUUGUUAUUGGUAUUUGUGGUGGAAGUGCAAGUGGUAAAACAACAGUAGCACAACAUAUUGUUGAAAACUUAAAUAUACCUUGGGUUACUCUUUUAAGUAUGGAUUCAUUUUAUAAAGUUUUAACUGAUGAACAACAUGAACAAGCAAAAAUGAAUAAUUAUAAUUUUGAUCAUCCAGAUGCUUUUGAUUUUGAUCUACUUAUUGAAACAUUAAAAAAUCUUAAAAUCGGCAAACAAGUUGAAAUUCCUUUAUAUAAUUUUACUACUCAUUCUCGUGAACCAUAUACAAAAAUAUUAUAUGGUGCUAAUGUUGUUAUAUUUGAAGGCAUAAUGUCAUUUUUUAGAAAAGAUAUUCGUGACAUUCUUGAUAUGAAAAUAUUUGUUGAUACUGAUGCUGAUAUUCGUCUUGCACGUAGACUUGAACGAGAUAUUGCAGAACGUGGACGUGAUAUUGAAGGUGUUAUACAACAAUAUACACGUUAUGUUAAACCUUCUUAUGAUCAUUAUAUUGCACCAACAAUGACUUAUGCUGAUAUAAUUGUUCCAAGAGGUGGUGAAAAUCAAAUAGCUAUUGAUUUAAUUGUACAACAUAUCAAUCGAGAACUUCAAAAAUGUGGUGUAAAAGUUCGAGGUGAACUUGUUCAUAGACUUGAAUUUAUGUGUGCUUUACCAAUGCCUGAAACAUUUUAUAUUAUUGAACAAACAGCACAAAUAAAAUAUCUUCAUACAAUUAUUAGAAAUAAAGAUACUGAUCGUGAUGAAUUUAUUUUUUAUUCAAAACGUCUUAUGAGAAUAUUAAUUGAAUAUGCUUUAUCUUUAUUACCAUUUGAAGAUGUUACUGUUGAAACACCAGAAAAUCUUUUAUAUCAAGGAAAGAAACAUCUAUACGCUGAAAUUUGUGGUGUAUCUAUAGUUCGAGCUGGUGAAUGUUUAGAACCUGCAUUAAUUGAAGUACAUAAAGAUGCUAAAAUUGGUAAAAUAUUAAUUCAAACAAAUCAAUCUACUGGUGAACCAGAACUUCAUUUUCUUCGAUUACCUCGUGAUAUUGCUAAUGCUUAUGUAUUGAUUCUUGAUGCUACUAUUGCAACUGGCGCAGCUGCAAUAAUGGCUAUACGAGUUUUAUUAGAUCAUAAUGUUCCCGAAGAUAAAAUUGCUCUACUUUCAUUAUUAGUAUCAAAACAAGGAGUACAAACAGUAGCUUAUGCAUUUCCAAAAGUAAAAAUAGUAACAACAGCAUGCGAUACUGAACUUGAUCAAUAUACUGGUUUUAUAUGUCCUGGUUUGGGUAAUUUUGGUGAUCGAUAUUUUGGAACGGAUUUAAUUGGAUAUACAUCUGAUAUAGAUGAUUUAAUAACAACUAUGCAUGGAAAUAAUCAUUUUCAACCUUGUUUAUCAGAUCCAUCAUUAUCUGACCAAAAAGAUUUACUGAAUAAUUCUGCUUGA